Messenger RNA from Orussus abietinus, 2055 nucleotides. It is a transcript of the gene Arr2, whose product is annotated as arrestin homolog. The record is from RefSeq and is a predicted model, not a curated record. Gene Ontology annotation, biological process: signal transduction; G protein-coupled receptor internalization. Gene Ontology annotation, cellular component: cytoplasm. NCBI's taxonomy places the organism in Eukaryota, Metazoa, Arthropoda, Insecta, Hymenoptera, Orussidae. Gene Ontology annotation, molecular function: G protein-coupled receptor binding. Bases 16 to 1377 code for a protein of 453 amino acids. The transcript has 7 exons.
AAUGCCAUUAUUGGUAUGGCUUCGAGCGCAAAGAGGAAGCCCUUCGCGGACUAUAUCAAGUUCGACGCCGUGCCGGACAACCUGUCACUUCUGGGCGGGAAAGAAUCUUCCGCUUGCCGUUUCCUCUUACUCGAUCAUAGAGAAAACUCGAGCCAAAUGUUUCCGCUCCUGUUUCUGGCCUACGUGGUGGCCAUCAAGGUUUUCAAGAAGACCACCCCCAAUGGCAAGGUCACGGUGUACCUUGGCAAGAGAGACUUCAUCGACCAUCUAGACAGCGUCGACCCCAUCGACGGCAUCGUCGUCGUGGAAAAUGAAUACCUCCAAGGGAGAAAGGUCUUCGGUCAGGUGACGACUACCUACCGAUAUGGACGAGAAGAGGACGAGGUAAUGGGAGUGAAAUUUAGCAAAGAAAUGAUCAUCUGCCGAGACCAAAUCUUCCCGUGCAAGAAGGAGAAACAGGAGACCACUCCGAUCCAAGAUCGCCUCCUAAAGAGGCUCGGGCCGAAUGCUUACCCGUUCCUCUUCCAGUUUCCCCAAAACUCCCCCAGCUCGGUGACGUUGCAACCCGGAGACGACGACCAGGGUAAGCCCCUCGGCGUCGAAUAUACCGUCAGGAUCUACGUCGGCGAGAACGAGGAAGACAAGGGCCACAAAAGAUCGUCCGUAGCUUUGGCCAUCAAGAAACUACAGUACGCUCCUCCGGUGCGAGGCCGGAGGCUGCCCAGCUCGCUGGUGUCGAAGGGAUUCACCUUCUCUCAGGGCAAACUCAACCUGGAAGUCACUCUCGACCGGGAAAUCUACUACCACGGCGAGAAGGUCUCCGCCAACGUCAUCGUUACCAACAACUCUCGCAAAGCGGUCAAGAAUAUCAAGCUCUUUGUCGUUCAACACUGCGAAGUGACGAUGGUGAACUCUCAGUUCUCACGACACGUCGCUAGCUUGGAAACGAGGGAAGGCUGUCCGAUCACGCCUGGAACUUCCUUUACGAAGCAAUUCUACCUUGUGCCGUUGGCCAGCAGCAAUAAGGACCGCAGGGGAAUCGCCUUGGAUGGUCACCUGAAGGACGACGAUGUCAAUUUGGCCUCUUCCACCAUGGUCGCCGAGGGCAAGUGCCCAGCCGAAGCCAUGGGCAUUGUCAUUUCGUACUCUGUUCGUGUCAAGCUUAACUGCGGCACUCUGGGAGGAGAACUGAUAACGGACGUUCCGUUCAAACUGAUGCAUCCCACUCCCGGAACCGUUGAAAAGGAAAAGUCUGCCAUGAAGAAGAGUAAGAGCAUCGACAGGGCCAGAUAUGAAAAUUCUUGCUACGCUAAUGACGACGACGAUAACAUCGUCUUCGAAGACUUUGCUCGUCUUCGUUUGAACGAGCCAGAAUAAGCAUUUCUUGUAAAUUCCUGCCCCUUCCGAUAGGACCUUUCGAUAUCAACAUUUCUGAAAAAUCUAGGAGGAAAGUUAUACAUUGUUCCGUUGAAUCAAAAUACAAUUGCGAAUCGUUGCAAAGUGUUUAUUAUCGAGCGUUCGGAGAUCUCUGUGUAGGACGAACACGAGACGACGAAAGGACCUAUUUUGAAGGUGCAAGUAACGACAUGGAUGCGCAGGAAAUCGAAGCAUAAGGCAUUGCUAAAGAAAUAUACGUGCUAAAUUCGAUCACCUCAAGUUAAAAUCAUCUCUGAACCGUGGCACGGGUUUCUUACGAAACCCCAAUAAAAGUAAAGUUCAAGAAACGCAAAAAAAAAGAGAAAAACUAGCAAAAUCGUGUUUUCCAUUCGUCCCGAAAUUUCCGGCCGAUGGUGGUGGUCGGACGGAAAUUUCUCAGGCGAGCAAAAAAAUGUUUUCAAGUAAGUUUAAUUAAUUAAUCUUGUUAAACGCUUUCCCGUCUUGCCAGAAGUGACGACAGAUUUAUUCUGUUAGUUUUAGUUUGUUUCUAAUGAUUCUAUGUGUCAUUGUUACACGUCUUAUUACAUUGAUUUAUUACUAAGGGAUUGUUCAUUCCUUGUGUCGUUGAGUUAUCAUUGUACGGUAGUGAGAAAAAUAUAUUAAAUGAUAUAAAAUUGA